Molecule: messenger RNA, 204 nt
Organism: Enterobius vermicularis (human pinworm)
Lineage: Eukaryota; Metazoa; Nematoda; Chromadorea; Rhabditida; Oxyuridae
Source: the annotation of a GenBank genome assembly
AUGACAAACUGCACGCUUAAAUUGGUAGCGCUAGAUGAUGGUAUGCGGCAGAAAUGCAGCGCUAACAAUGAGAAGACUUGUGCUUUUGAAAGCGUAUUGCGAGUGCAUGAAAGAGGCAGAAGUGCAUGCGUUGGCGGUGAACUGUUGGCAACCGUUCUUGUUUACUUCCAGUUAGCAAACCUGAGUCUGUAUCCUCCAACUUAG